AAUUCAUGGGAACGAUGUUAGUCGGCUAUGCACCACCACAGCCUCGUUUUACCUUUCUGACGGCGCUAACACCGAAAGUCGAUUUCGAUAUUCCGGGCACUUUUUUCGUGAUAACUUCAUAUUAACAAAACAGAAACAUUAAAACAAAAUAUGGCAGAUCAGUUGACAGAAGAACAAAUUGCAGAGUUUAAGGAGGCUUUCUCCCUAUUUGACAAGGAUGGCGAUGGCACCAUUACAACCAAGGAGUUAGGAACUGUCAUGCGAUCCCUCGGACAGAAUCCCACUGAAGCUGAGCUGCAAGAUAUGAUCAAUGAGGUCGAUGCUGAUGGAAAUGGUACAAUAGACUUCCCAGAAUUCUUAACAAUGAUGGCUCGUAAAAUGAAGGAAACUGACAGUGAAGAUGAACUCAAAGAGGCAUUCAAAGUUUUUGACAAGGACGGUAAUGGUUUCAUCAGUGCAGCUGAACUGAGACAUGUCAUGACAAAUUUGGGUGAGAAACUGACAGAUGAAGAGGUUGAUGAAAUGAUCCGGGAAGCUGACAUUGACGGAGAUGGGCAAGUGAAUUAUGAAGAAUUCGUGAAAAUGAUGACCGGAAAGUGAGUCGGGAUGCCAAUUCCAGAGGAAACGUUGCUGUAUAUAGAUUUAUAUGACCACAAUUAUGCUAAUGAUUACAGUAUGAUGGAAGGCGAUAUAAAAUCAAGUCAAGCAUGCCUGAAAGAUUGAAGGAAUGACGUUUUGCGUUGUCAUCUUGCCCACCAAGGGUUUUCUCCAGAAAUAGAGAAGGACUUCUGACCAAAAAAAUCCAUCUUGUAUUCAGGGCGAUAAAAUAAUGUAAUUGUGAUUGUCUAUUGUUAUAUAUGGAUAAGAGUGAAACACCCUUCAAAAUUACCGAGUUAUCCCAGAAUAGCAGAAAUAGGGUCUACAGGUUCACAUUUUUUUCAACUGAAGAAGAUCCUGGUUAAGAAUUCUCGUCUUCCCUUCCAAAUACAAGUCAUCUAGGUUACCGACAUAAUGGCAUGAGCAUUAACAUCUGCAUCUGCAUCUUUUGGAACCUGUAUCUUUAAAACAAUUUACGUCUUGUUCUUGCAGUGUUCAGUCGUUGCACAGAAGUUAAAAUGUGUGAUGUGGUGGAAAUUUGCUGUUUAUUGCUCUACUAAAUAUGUCCAAGGAUUGUAGUCUAAAAAAAUGAUUUCGAAGGUCACAAAUGAGAAAACUUCGACUUGGGGUGUCAAACUCAACAUGACUUGGUGUCUACUGACUAUCUUACAUGUAUCUAAUAUUUUGUGAUCAUAUAUUUUUUAGCUUACAAUACGUUUAGAAAAAAAACAUUCCAUGAAACUACAUGUAGUUGCUGUGCUCAUUUUCUCACAAGUCAAUCUUUCCCUUAAUUUUGAUAACUUUUCUACAUAUUUCUUAUAUGUUUCAUUCUGGUGUUGUGUAAACUUCGUUGCACCGUCCAUUACCUUGUGUUGCAUUUUUGUACUUUAGAUUGAAAAAGGUAUCCCAGACAAGUUCCCAGUCUUUCCUUUUAUGUAGAAGAUAUAAAUACAUUACAUGUCAAUAUAAACUGCCACAAUCUACUUGUAAAUCAUCACCAACUUGGUUUUGUAGUUAUACAAUCUAGGUUCUUCCAUAACGCUGGUCAAUUACUGUACCGAAUUAUUAUCCAAUGAUGUGAAUUCAAGUACAUGUGUUAUUCAUUGCUGUUUAGCUGUGACCAACAAAUGUUUUUUAACUUUUUGGUUUUCUUUGCUGGCAUUUAGUUAAAAGAGUUGCAUUGAUUUUAAAUGUGAUAAGUCAUACAAUGAUUUCUACAAUAUGUGUUGGGAGAUUCCGAAUAUUGUCAAAAUGUGUUCUAGUUUAGAGUUUUCAAUAUGCUUCAUUUUUUCUGUCGUCUCUAAAAUCUAGUUUAAAAGUAAUAAUCUGGACAAAAUAUAGCUGUUUGCAUGGCAUUUACUAUACCAGUAUGUCAGUUGAUGUGCGUGUACUCCACCCUUUGACUAAUAAAAAACUUUUUUCAUAAGAAUUUGGGCCCCAAGGAACAUUAAAUGUGAUGUUCGUCUUUCCAGUAGGCAUCAACAAAAUACAUGAAACAUACUAGUCAAAGGAUGAUAUAUACAUGCUGCUUCCAGAAAAGUAGUACUAGUAGUUAGUUGAAUUGUAACAAACUGGUCUAAUAUACUGGUAUCUAAACUGCUGGCUGUGCCUUUGGUGACUUGUGAAUUUAUGAGGAAAACAGUAUUGAAAUGAAAAUAUGUCCUUUGUAAAUGUUGCUUUCUUCCACAUCAUGGUGGAAUAUUUUUACUGGUGGAAAAUUAAAACUUUGUUACAUGAAAA
Messenger RNA from Lineus longissimus, 2337 nucleotides. RefSeq names its product calmodulin-like. The record is from RefSeq and is a predicted model, not a curated record. NCBI's taxonomy places the organism in Eukaryota, Metazoa, Nemertea, Pilidiophora, Heteronemertea, Lineidae. The coding region runs from base 151 to 600 and encodes 149 amino acids. The transcript is spliced from 5 exons. Gene Ontology annotation, molecular function: enzyme regulator activity; calcium ion binding.